Messenger RNA from Microthlaspi erraticum, 663 nucleotides. Lineage: Eukaryota; Viridiplantae; Streptophyta; Magnoliopsida; Brassicales; Brassicaceae. The record is from the annotation of a GenBank genome assembly.
AUGGCUCACUUCAUAGACCUGAACAGUCUCGCCAACACCUUACCGGCGAUUCCGAAACUACGUGAGAGUUGGAAAACCGGAAAAUCCAGCGGGAUUGUUUGCAGGAAAACCGGAGAAUUUGAAGAAGUGGAUUCGGUACAGAUCACAAGACGGAUGACACUGGGAUCUGCUGUCUCGAUAUGUCUAACCGGAGUCUUUGGCGGGAAUAAUGUUUCUUUGGCAAAAGACAACGGGUUUUGGAUCGAUGGUCCUCUUCCAAUUCCUCCUAUUUACAACAAUAUCACGAAUGAGCAGACGGGAACGAGAUCGUUCUUGAAGAAAGGAGUGUACAUAGCUGAUAUCGGGACACAAGGGAGGAUGUAUAGAGUUAAAAAGAAUGCUUUCGAUCUGUUAGCAAUGGAGGAUUUGAUCGGACCAGAUACUUUAAACUAUGUUAAAAAGUACUUGAGGCUUAAAUCCACCUUUUUGUUCUACGAUUUCGACAACCUCAUCUCUGUUGCUGCCUCUGAAGACAAGCAACCUCUCACUGAUUUAGCCAACAGAUUGUUCGACAACUUUGAAAAGCUUGAAGAUGCAGCCAAGACCAAGAACUUGGCUGAGACAGAAUCGUUUUAUAAAGAUACUAAGCUUCUUCUCCAAGAGGUUAUGACCAGAAUGGCUUGA